This is a messenger RNA of Penicillium daleae, 858 nucleotides long. RefSeq names its product putative endo-arabinanase. Bases 1 to 858 code for a protein of 285 amino acids. Gene Ontology annotation, molecular function: arabinan endo-1,5-alpha-L-arabinosidase activity. The transcript has a single exon. The record is from RefSeq and is a predicted model, not a curated record. Gene Ontology annotation, biological process: carbohydrate metabolic process. NCBI's taxonomy places the organism in Eukaryota, Fungi, Ascomycota, Eurotiomycetes, Eurotiales, Aspergillaceae.
AUGGCUGGUCCGUGGCGACAUGUCGGUAGCGUGUUAGAUGCCAACAGCGUUAUUCCAAAGGGUGACCGGGCCGUCCCAUGGGCUCCGACUGUCGUGGCCGUUGACGGUACUUACUACUGCUACUACAGCGUGAGCAAGGCAGGCUGUCGGGACAGUGCUGUGGGUGUGGCUACCUCCCAAUCACCCGGACCGGGCAAUUGGUAUGACCAUGGCGUGGUUGUCCAAACAGGAACGAGCAAUGGAUCUGAUGUGUCACCAUAUACCAUUUCAAACGCCAUUGACCCGGCUACACUAGUCCUACCCGAUGGAUCAGCCUACUUGACUUUCGGAAGCUACUGGACUGGGAUCUAUCAAGUUCCCCUCGGCAAAGACCUCAUUUCCCCGGUCAGCACAACACAACCAGAUGCGCGACACCUCGCCUACGAACCCCAUGCCAUCAGUGCACCAAACCAAAAUGCGAACUCGCUCUGCGGUGAUCCAACCGGACCGCAUGCUAUCGAAGGCGCCUUUACUUCCCACCACGGCGGAUAUUACUAUCUAUGGUUCAGCCGCGGCCGAUGCUGCGAUCUCGACAGAGGCACCUUACCCGCCGCAGGCUCAGAAUACAGUAUUCGCGUGGGACGAUCCAGAGAUCCCCGCGGUCCAUACAUAGACCAGUCCGGGAAGAACCUGGUCGAUGGUGGUGGAACUGUUAUCUACGGAUCCAAUGCUGAAACCUACGCCCCUGGCGGGCAAGGCGUGAUCCGAGUCGGUGAUACCGAUAUGCUAUACUACCACUAUCGUGAGUCUACACCAACCGACUGUAUCAUCAUCAUCAUCAUCAUCAUCAUCACCAUUCACCAUGAAAACAAAUAUUAA